AUGCCACUGAAACAACCAGAGAGGUUGGUAAUCUUGAAGAGCACACUUCUUCCAACAUCCCAGAUGCUGGGUCUCAGUGACUUUGCAAAAGCUCCCCAUGAAAUGCAGUCUGGAUGCUGCAGGCAGUGGAUCAAAGAGACCGAUUCGGCUUACGUCAGGCUGGCAAAGCAAGGAGGCGGACCUGACCUCCUGAAGCACUACACUCCCGUGACAAGGAAGUCCUCUCUGGCAGCAUAUGCUGCGCCUGACUGGUACUUGCACUGCUCCAAUCCCCCAGCGACCAAUGAGCCACAGAGCUCUGUUUCCUCUCUACCUGAUUAUAUGAUUUGCAGAGAGUUCAAGGCUGAUGACCAUCAUGGUAAUAGUUACGAGAUGAGAAGAGGGCCUUUUGAUUUUGAUACGAAAAAUGUUUGGCAGCGGGAUGCUGAGGACAAGGAAAACGCAGAGAAAAAGAAG
Messenger RNA from Phaethon lepturus (White-tailed tropicbird), 456 nucleotides. Its product is annotated as chromosome unknown open reading frame, human C7orf57. Lineage: Eukaryota; Metazoa; Chordata; Aves; Phaethontiformes; Phaethontidae. The annotation marks the transcript as partial. The transcript has 3 exons. The record is from RefSeq and is a predicted model, not a curated record.